AUGCCAGUAUACAUGCUUCACGGCUUUCGCUGGCCUCGCGCAGGCUUCACGGGGAUUCGCGUAUACAUUGUCCUCCAUAAUCUUGAAGAGGCGGCGGCCGAAUACAUCCAACAACCAUUGACGACCGAACUGCUCCUCGAGUCCUUUCAAAAGACACAGGCGGACCUCAUGCCCCGAUUGCCCGAGCUACACUUCAUUGAACAAUACGACCCGCAAGAUGAAUCCAGUAGCACGGUCAGCCAGGAAUACGCCUACGUGGGUGCCAAAGUGGUGACCAUUCCAGACGGCGAGGACGCAAAUAUGGAUAUCGAAAAGGUGGUCGAGCAGGGAUCGGGACUGUCGUCGGAUGCGACGCAGGCGCUGGAGGCACUACGGGACCGUCUGGCGCCCGGGGAAAAGAUCGGGUGGUUUAUGGUGUACAACGGAGAUCCGGAUCGCUGGUAUCCUUCGUCAGAGGACGAGGAGGAAUACGAAGAGGAAGAAGAGGAGGAGGAAGGGAGCUAUGUGAGUGAGAAGUCGGGUAAUCAGACGGAGUCUCAGGCGGAUCCAUCCACGCCGCAGAGCUACACGGCACGAUUGACGCGGCUGUUCAAUCGCAUGAGCGCCUCUUCGACCUCGUAG
This is a messenger RNA of Penicillium oxalicum, 621 nucleotides long. RefSeq lists its product as uncharacterized. Lineage: Eukaryota; Fungi; Ascomycota; Eurotiomycetes; Eurotiales; Aspergillaceae. The record is from RefSeq and is a predicted model, not a curated record. Bases 1 to 621 code for a protein of 206 amino acids. The transcript is spliced from 2 exons.